UCCGUGAGGAAGGAGCUGGGGCCGCAGUCAUGAGUCGCUUCAAAUUCGUAGACAUUGGUAUCAACUUGACAGAUCCUAUGUUCAGAGGAAUUUAUAGGGGGGUUCAAAAGCAUCAAGAUGACUUACGGGAUGUAAUAGAGAGAGCUGUUCAGAUUGGUGUUAAAAAGUUUGUGAUUACAGGUGGAAAUCUACAAGACAGUAAAGAUGCACUGCAUUUGGCACAGACAAAUGAUAUGUUUUUCAGUACAGUUGGGUGUCAUCCUACAAGAUGUGAUGAAUUUGAAAAGAAUAACCCUGAUCUUUACUUGAUGGAGUUACUAAAUCUUGCUGAAAACAACAAGGGGAAAGUUGUAGCAAUAGGGGAAUGUGGACUUGAUUUUGACCGACUGCAGUUUUGUCCUAAAGGUACUCAGCUCAAAUAUUUUGAAAAACAGUUUGAACUGUCAGAACAAACAAAAUUACCAAUGUUUCUUCAUUGUCGGAACUCACAUGCUGAAUUUUUGGACAUAAUGAGAAGGAAUAGAGAUCGGUGUGUAGGUGGAGUGGUGCAUUCAUUUGACGGUACCAAGGAAGCAGCAGCUGCUUUGAUGGACUUGGGUCUCUACAUAGGAUUUAAUGGUUGCUCACUGAAAACUGAGGCUAAUUUGGAAGUUCUGAAGUCAAUACCUAGUGAAAAAUUAAUGAUUGAGACUGAUGCACCUUGGUGUGGAGUCAAAAGUACACAUGCUGGAUCAAAAUAUAUAAAAACUUCAUUUCCCACCAAAAAGAAGUGGGAAAAUGGGCACUGUUUGAAAGACAGAAAUGAACCCUGCCAUAUAAUUUGGACCAGGAGUUAGGCCAGACCAAGACAAACACCUUCAGCGAAGGCAGACUGAAGAAGAGCUUGGAACAAUGACUGCAGUGUGGCAUAAAGUAGGAUGCUCGGUAAGUGAUAGAGAAGGUACUGUAAGGCCAGAGAGUGAGGGCUUUUGUGUGCCACCCUUAGGAAUUUAGAUUUUAUCAGAACCCAAAGGAUUUUAAGCAGGAAAGCUAUUAACUGGUAUCAGUGUGGAGAAAGGACCAGAAGGGAGAUUGGUGGCAGGAAUCAUACUGAUUUCCCAGUAUUAUGUAUUAAUUUCCAAUUCCAAGUAGUUAAAAGAAGAAAAAUCUAGUUUGCUAAGAAAAUUGAAUCUUUAGUGUCACUUUCAGUGUUAACAGAUUUGCUUUUAGCCUAGUUUGACUGUCAGAUAAAAACUGUGUAGUCAGUUCAUUUAAUAUAAACAAGGCUUUUGUUACUCCUAUAGAAUUUAAAAGUUCCAGUUAAUCUGUAAUCUCUGUCCCUGAUUCCUUUAGGUGUUCAUAUUUUAAAAACCCAUAAAGGGAACAAAAAGCUUAAGACAAAGAAUAAUACUUCAAUGUCUGAUUCUGACUUUGAACUUUCUAAUUCAUGUAUAAGAAAUAUUGUCUACAUAUAAUAUUGCUAGAAAACAGCUACUGAUAAUUAUCAUUAUUCUAGGCAAAGAAACAAAGAUUCACACCUUUCUGUUGAAGGGAAAAACAUAGGACGUUCUCUCUCCCCAUCCCCCCUAAUAACCAUACAUUGUUCUAAGUAACUUGCUCUAACUUCCUUUGUUGUCACUCUGCUGGUGGUGAUGCAGCAAUUUCUUGCUGUCCUUUACGACCAGUUCUCUAAGCAGUGGCUUUCAAACUUUAACUGCUAUCCCCACAGUACCACACUGUGACUCAGUACACUUGCAUGUAUAAAUAAAACCCAAACAAAAAUGAAACAGUACUUGCCUUACUAAAUGCAGUGUGCUUUUCCUUUUUAUUUUUUAAAAGCGCAUCAUGACCCACUAAUGGUGUGUAAUUAACCCACAGUUUAAAGGGACUCUUCAUUUCCACUGGGUUAAUUCCGCAAUUGUGGUACACAUAAUAUGGGCUGGUUUUGUAAUUUACUUGAACGUGGUGCCUGGCUCUAGUUAUAUGCAAGACUGUCUCAGAAAUUUGUCUUUAACUGCUCUGUUUUAAAUAUCCUAGCAGUUAAACUUUCUGUUAACGUUGCUGAAAACUUUAACGCCUGUCUGGCUUUUUAUGUUAAAAGAUGCUAAAACAGUAUCUUUUCCUUUAUGUGAAAAAAGAUAAUACCUUUAAAACAGAGUAUGUACUUAGAAAUGUAACCAUCCAUUUUUGUUCUGUUUUAGUCAAAUACUGGAAAUAAUGUCAGCAGUAAGAGAUGAAGAUCCACUGGAACUAGCCAAUACGCUAUAUAACAACACUAUUAAAAUAUUUUUUCCUGACAUGUAA
Delphinapterus leucas (beluga whale) is the source of this 2283-nucleotide messenger RNA. It is a transcript of the gene TATDN1, whose product is annotated as TatD DNase domain containing 1. The record is from RefSeq and is a predicted model, not a curated record. Lineage: Eukaryota; Metazoa; Chordata; Mammalia; Artiodactyla; Monodontidae. Gene Ontology annotation, molecular function: 3'-5'-DNA exonuclease activity. Gene Ontology annotation, cellular component: cytosol.